AUGAAGAUGCUAACUAAGUUUGAAUCUAAAUCUUCAAGAGCCAAGGGGGUUGCGUUCCAUCCUAAAAGGCCAUGGGUUUUGGUUUCUUUGCAUUCAUCAACCAUUCAAUUAUGGGAUUAUCGUAUGGGAACAUUGAUUGAUCGUUUUGAAGAUCACGAAGGUCCGGUCAGAUGUGUUGAUUUCCAUCCUACUCAGCCAUUGUUUGUGUCUGGUGGAGAUGACUAUUCAAUCAAAGUUUGGUCGCUUAACACGCGUAAAUGUAUCUUUACGUUGAACGGACACUUGGAUUAUAUUCGUACAGUUUCAUUUCACCGUGAUUUGCCGUGGAUUAUUUCGUGUUCGGACGAUCAGACCAUUAGAAUCUGGAACUGGCAAAACCGUCAGGAAAUCGCUUGUUUGACUGGACAUAACCACUAUGUGAUGUCGGCACAAUUCCACCCUAGUGAAGACUUGAUAGUUUCGGCCUCGUUGGAUCAAACGGUGAGAGUUUGGGAUAUUUCUGGGUUGAGGAAGAAGCAUUCUGCACCAACUUCGUCGAUGAGAUCAUUCGAAGACCAGUUACAAAGACAGCAGUUACCGCAACAAGAUAUCUUUGGGAACGUUAAUGCUAUUGUUAAGUAUGUAUUGGAAGGCCACGACAAGGGUGUCAAUUGGGCUGCGUUCCAUCCUACUUUGCCAUUAAUUGUUUCCGCCGGUGAUGACAGAUUGGUCAAGUUAUGGAGAAUGAGUGAUACUAAGGCCUGGGAAGUUGAUACUUGUAGAGGCCACACAGGUAAUGUGUUAUGUGCAACAUUCCACCCAAAUCAAGAUUUGAUCGUUUCGGUAUCUGAUGAUAAAACCAUUAGAGUUUGGGAUUUGAACAAGAGAACGCCUGUUAAGCAAUUUAGACGUGAACAUGACAGAUUUUGGCUAGUUGCAUCGCAUCCAAAGAUUAACUUGUUUGCAACCUGUCACGACUCAGGUGUCAUGGUAUUUAAAUUGGAAAGGGAAAGACCUGCCCAUGCAAUUUUUCAAAACAAAUUGUUCUACGUCAAUAAUGAGAAGCAAGUUCAAUGCUAUGAUUUCCAAAAGAAUGAAAAUUCAUUACCAAUGUUAUCAUUAAAGAAGAUUGGUAAGGCUUGGUCAUUCAUGAGAACCUUAUCCUACAAUCAAUCCGAUAAUUCGAUUUUAGUUACCCAUGGUGAAGGUGACGCUGGUAUGUACGCGUUGAUUGCUUUACCAAAACAUGUAACUGGUGCCAUCGAGCCUACUGAUGUUAGACAAGGUGAAGGUAAUUUUGCAUGUUUUAUUUCUCGUAACAGAUUCGUCAGCUUUGUUAAAUCUACGAAGAGUUUAAAUGUUAAAGAUUUAAAUAAUAAUGUUACCAAAAGCAUUCAAUUAGAUUCUUCUGUGAACGAUGUCUUAUAUGGAGGUGCUGGCCGUGUUUUGUUGGUAAAGAGUCACUCAGUUAUAAAUUACGAUGUUCAACAAAGAAAAGAAUUAUCAGAACUUAAUGUUAAUAACGUCAAAUACGUUUCCUGGUCCAAUGAUGGUCAAUAUUUAGCUUUAUUGUCUAAACAUACCAUCACUAUUGCCACUAAGGACUUAGAAUUGGUUACAUCGAUGCACGAAACAAUCAGAAUUAAGAGUGCUGCUUGGGACGACACAGGAGUCUUGUUAUAUUCUACCUUGAACCACAUUAAGUAUACUUUAUUGAACGGUGAUAAUGGUAUUAUCAAAACUUUAGAAAAUACCUUGUAUAUCACUAGAGUAGCCCAAAAACAAAUUUAUUGUUUAGAUCGUGCUGGCCAAGUUCAAGUUGUUACUAUUGAUCCUACUGAAUAUAGAUUUAAGAAAUCAUUAGUGAACAAGAACUUCAACGAAGUCUUAAGAAUCAUCAAGAACUCUAACCUAGUUGGUCAAAACAUUAUUGCCUACUUACAGAAGAAGGGAUACCCAGAAGUUGCAUUGCAAUUCGUCGAAGAUCCUGAAACCAGGUUUGAAUUAGCUUUAGAGUGCGGUAACUUACAGGUGGCUUUAGAACAAGCUAAGACAUUGAACAAUAACAGUAUUUGGGAAAAGUUAGGUGAUGAAGCCUUGAACCAGGGUAAUGUUGAAAUUGUUGAAUUAGUUUAUCAACAAUUACAUUUAUUUGAUAAAUUGUCAUUCCUUUACUUGUACAAGGGUGAUGGUGAAAGAUUGAAUAAAAUGGCAACGAUCGCUGAACAUCGUGGUGAUUACUCAUCCUUAAUACAAAAUACCUUCUAUAACAACGAUAUCAAAAAGAGAUGCCAGGUUUAUAUUCAAGGUGGGAUGUUACCAUUGGCUUAUACAUUAGCUAAAUCUAAUGGUCUCACUGAAUUGGCGGAACAGAUUUUGCAAGAAGCUGGUGUUGAAGAAAAGGACGUUGAGCUACCAGAACUUGGUCAAUCUGUGCCAUUACCGGAACCUUUGAGUGAACCAGUUGGCAACUGGCCGAUGAAAGAAUCUUCAUUAUCUUUCUUUGAGAAUGCUUUAAUAACUGGUCAAGUUGAGAACUUAUCCAUCGAGGAUGACGCUGAAGAGAAAUUCCAAGAAUCAACUAAUGCGUUAGACAUUGUUGAUGAUGACAUGGAAGAAGAAGGUGAAGAAGACGAAGGUGCUUGGGAUUUGGAUGAUGAGGAGUUGGACAUUGAUGAUGAAGUUGUUGAAGCUACCCCAGGAAUUGAACUUGAUGAUUCAUUGAAGUCCGCAGCAACAGAAGGUGAGAUUGGUUACUGGCUUCGUAAUGCAAAGACACCAGCUGGCUAUGUUGCAGCUGGUGCAUUCGAACAAGCCGCAUCUAUGUUACAUAAACAACUAGGGGUUGUUGACUUUGAACCUUUACGUAAGCGUUUCUUAGAAGUUUUCCAAGCUUCCAAAUUGUACUUACCGGGUGUUGACGAUUUACCAUCAAUGAAAACCUUUAUCAGAGCUGAUAACGACGAAGAUAAUCCAAAUAAGUUUGCACCAUAUGUCCCAGGAUUCGAAAACUUGGAAGACAGACUUGCGCUUGGAUUUAAACAGUUCAAGGCUAACAACUUAGAAAGUGCUAUAAGCACUUUCAGAGAUAUCAUUUAUACAAUCGCCGUUAUAACUGUCGAGGAUGAACAGCAAGAAGCAAAAUGUACAGAUGUAUUGACUGUCUGUCGUGAAUAUAUCUUAGGUUUAUCCAUUGAGUUGGCGCGUCGUACUUUGGACCCAUCUGAAGUCAAACGUAACUUAGAAUUGGCUGCCUAUUUCACCAGAGCAAAGCUCCAAAGCCCACAUAGGAUUAAUGCAUUGCAAGUGGCAAUGACUCAAUCUUUCAAGAAUAAGAACUUUGCAAGUGCAUCUUACUUUGCAAGUGAACUCUUAUCGAUUUCAUCUACAGGCCAAAGAGCUGAGCAAGCUCAAAAGUUGAAAGCCAAGGCCGACUCAGUUUCCAGUGAUGCAAUUGAAAUUGAUUUUGAUCCAUAUGCUGAAUUUGAUAUAUGUGCUGCCACCUUCACACCAAUCUACAAAGGAUCAUCAUCUGUUACCGAAGCUUUAGUUGGUGCUAAAUAUCACCCUGAAGAACAAGGUAAUAUAUGUAAAAUAACUGGCAUUACUGCUAUUGGUGCACAAGCUUCUGGUUUACGUAUCAGAGGAUAA
This is a messenger RNA of Debaryomyces hansenii CBS767, 3630 nucleotides long. Its product is annotated as coatomer subunit alpha. Lineage: Eukaryota; Fungi; Ascomycota; Pichiomycetes; Serinales; Debaryomycetaceae. Bases 1 to 3630 code for a protein of 1209 amino acids. Gene Ontology annotation, molecular function: protein binding; structural molecule activity. Gene Ontology annotation, cellular component: COPI vesicle coat. The transcript has a single exon. Gene Ontology annotation, biological process: intracellular protein transport; intra-Golgi vesicle-mediated transport; retrograde vesicle-mediated transport, Golgi to endoplasmic reticulum. The record is from RefSeq and is a predicted model, not a curated record.